Molecule: messenger RNA, 2109 nt
Organism: Penicillium psychrosexuale
Lineage: Eukaryota; Fungi; Ascomycota; Eurotiomycetes; Eurotiales; Aspergillaceae
Exons: 2
Coding region: 1-2109 (702 amino acids)
Source: RefSeq, a predicted model, not a curated record
AUGGAGCCUAUUAUGGAUCCUACCCAAUCAUUUUUCGACGCAUUUGUCGAUGUGCCUGGCGAUCAAGACUCGCAAAAGCCCAAUUCGAGCCCCGUCAGUGUGCCUUCUAAUGAAGGCCGUAUCCUGGGCCUCGACGAAUGGAAAAUUCCCGAGAAAGGUUUCCCCAAUGACCUCUGGGAACUCGCUCGUGUUAAUGGAUAUCACUUCGAGGGAGAGGACAACACGUCCGGCUCGACUUUCGAAGAUGCCUUUGUCCCACUCGGUGAGGACCCUGUCCUUGGCCCAGCGACUCUGGAUCACCUGGAGCUUCGCGGUGGCUUGUGUAAUCCCAUCGUCGUUGAUGAUGAUGUGCCCAAACUGAGCACUUCCGCCAAACUGAGCACUUCCACCAAGCAGCCUAGCACAGUCUAUCCGCUGGAUACCCUCUUGUCUCUCGAAAACGCCGACCUGGGUCCUCCCCUUGCAUUCGUCCGACCUGCUCGCGCCACUGAUGCUCCAGUCACUCAACAUACUCAAGCCAUCAUUGAUCCGGCUGUUAAAGUUGCUCCUGUCACCGCUGCUCCUGUCACCGCUGCUCCUGUCACCGCUGCUCCUGUCACCGCUGCUCCUGUCACCGCUGCUCCUGUCACUGCUGCUCCCGUUACUGCUGCUCCUAUCACUGCUGCCCAUGUCGCUCGAGUCGCUGCAGUCACUCAAUUCGCUGCUAAAUUCACCCAGCGCGCUUCGGUCAUCAGUGAUCCCGCUGUUCAAGUCACUCCUGCCACUGAUGCCCCGGUUAUCCAAGCGACCCAUUCAGUCAGCGACAUCGCCAAUAUUGCUCCAGCUCCUCCUGCCACCCCCAGCUCAGCAACUGAAACGGUCAAGGUCUUUGAUUGGUCACAAGGCAAAUCGGGCCCUCAUCCUAAGCAGUCACCCAAUAAGGCAGCCAAGCGGGUCCCUAAGAGGAAGCAAGAUGACGAGCUACACAAGAAACAGAAGAAGACAAAAGUGCAAAGCACCCCACGCAAGGCGAAGGGAAAAACAUUCUUAGCCUCAGUCACGCCAUCUCAGCAGAUUGCGCCUGCCCCGAUGACACCAAUGACUCAGUUCUCUGCCCCGAUGACCCCUGUCCCUACCUUGAUGACGCCAGUGGCAGCAGCCCAUCCCAGUCAACAGAACCAGCUUGAAAUCCAAGAGCGUCUUCAAAAUGAAGAGAAAUAUCUUCGUGUUGAAUGGGAUCAACUUCAGCAACAGCAAGCUCACCUCGAACGUCAGCUGCCCGGGGAUCAACAGCAGCUCCUGAUCUACCAACAGCAGCGUCGGCUCCACCAACAGCAGUUUCAGCUGUGUCUGGACAAGGUCAUGAAGCACAAAGUGCAAGUCCGUGAAUACCGGUCUCAGCGACAGCAUCAAAUGCAGCAGACCCAGCCAUUCCCAACCGCAGCGGGUCAACAGGUUCAGCAGGCCACCCCCCAAAUGCAAGGAAUUUAUCAUACCCCUCCCAAUACCAAUGAGCGCAUGCAGUCUGCGAUGCAGCAGACCCAGCAAUACCAAGCUACAGCAACUCAGCAGGUUCAGCCCACCCAUCAAAUGCAGGGAGUUUAUCCCACCCCUCCCAAUGAGCGCAUGCGAUCUUUGAUGCAACAGACCCAACAACGCCAAGCUACAGUGGCCCAGCAGGUCCAGCAGCCCGCCUACCAAAUGCAAGCAGUCCAUCACACCCCUUCCAAGGAGCGCAUGGCGUCUGUGAUCCGACUAUCCCAGAAACUUCAAGAUUCAGUGGCUCAGCAGCAGCAGCCCACCUUGUACCAAACUCCUUCUAAGGCGCGCGUGCAGUCUGCGAUGCGGCAAACCCAGCAACUCCAUGCCUCAGCGGCCCAGCAGGUUCGGCGGCCCACCCAACAAAUGCAGGGACCUUAUUACACCCCUACCCAGGAGCACAUGCAGUCUGUUUCUUCCCUUUCUGCCGCUUCGCCUAAGAAGAGAACAUUCGAGUUUGCGGAGAACAUCGUGCCUACCAACUUUGUGGCCAACCCAAACAACCAUGCCCGAUGGACUGUUAGCCCCAAUGGCGACCGUACCUACCUGAAUGGACCCCAGGCGAAGAAGGCACGAGUUUCUACUGAGUAG